UUCAAACUGGACCUUACUACAAAGGGCAGAGAAAUGGUGGUACGGAUGUCUUCCUUUGAGUCUACAGGCAUAACAUCGCCCUCAUCGAUUUCGGACGAUGACGAAAACAACGAUGAAUACUUCGAUGAGAGGUUACAAGAAGAUGGCGGAUUAUUAGAUGGAUGUUACACCGACAAAACUGUGAUAUUAAUGACCAAAUGUGAGGAACGCAGCAAAAACGUUAUACUAAGGAGUAUAGUAGGAAGUGCAAAUGACUGUGUCACCCGGAAAAUUCGACAUGGAAAGGUCGAAAAGGUGAAAAGUCCGAAGGUGGAACUGAAACAUGUAAACAUGCCACUACGGGCCAACCUGAGGUUGCAGCUGCAGCGUGCGCAACUGGCAGAAGAAGUUGAGCGUGAAAAAGACACAUCACUUCUAUCCCAGUCUCACCGUCCUGUCUCCACCAAACCUCAGGUCAUCCAGGUGCCCCUGUCUCAGUCCCUCAACUCCGGCGAAGUUCCAGUUCAGAUCCUCAAGGUUCAAACCAAACUAAAGAAUCCCACACAGUUUCAUGUACAGGAGAGUAAAAAGCGACAGAUCCAGGCCUUCCUGAGUAAGUCACUAGACAGCUCGGCAGCAGUGCAGUCUCUCCCAAACAUCUCCACAAUGACUAUAAACUCCAGUGAUCUCGGACAGAGUGGAAGUGCACCGGUCGACCCUGACAGUCCUUUGUCCAUGGGACUUUGCAGCUCCGCAACUAGUGUUUCUGAUAUGGACAAUCUCCUCAGUGAUAUUAUCAGCUUAGAAUCUGUGGACGCUUCUGUAGAUCACGAUCUCAACUUUAUAGAACCGUCUCUCACACAUAUGUCAUCCACACUACCGCAGUCGAAUUUGGUGAAUACAGUACACGACGUUACAUCAGGGACAGAAUCCUCUACUUCCUGUCCUGCAGCAUUUAGAAGGGCAGAAACGCCGCCAUUUAUGUCGGAGGAAGAAUCCCGCUUAUGGCAAAAAGAUCGACAGAAGAAGGACAACCACAAUAUGAUUGAGAGAAGGAGACGGUUUAACAUUAAUGACAGAAUCAAAGAACUCGGAACACUGCUGCCCAAGACAUUAGAUCCGGACCUGCGACAGAAUAAAGGCACCAUUCUGAAGGCCUCGGUGGAUUACAUAAGGAGACUGAAGAAAGACCAGGAACGUAGCAGACAAAUGGAGGAACGGCAGCGAGGACUAGAGCAGACCAAUAGGAAAAUGCUUCUCCGUAUCCAGCAAUUGGAGCUACUCAUGCAAGCAAGUGGUAUGAACACUGGCAUGCAGGACGAAAUCGAAAACUUCAUCAUGCAGAGCAAUGCAUCCAAUCAUAUUCAACAGCAGCAAAACAUUUCAAUGACUCUGACAAACACACAAAAUCUGUCGCCAGCGGUUACAGUGACUCCAAUAGAAACCCUUAGCCACACUCAUCAUUUAUUGGACGAUUUAAUGGACGACACAUCUCCAUUGGGUAUCGACCCGAUGUUGUCUUCGGAGCCUGUCAGUCCUAACGAUAUGGACGAUUCGGAAGAACUGUGAUAAAGUUUUGUUAAUUAUGAUCCAUUUGUACAUACAAGCCAGAAAAAUGAUUGAAUUCCUUUAGUUUAUGGUGUACCCUGAAAUGCAAAUAUCAAUUGUAUAUCAAAAUGAAUUGGAAAUGUCAGUGCUGGCACACCGACGGAGGUUGAUUUUUCUGGCUUGGAUAGCUGAUUGAAAUGAGAAUUUCAUGUUAUAAUGUGAAAGUUGAUAGCGUUACAGUUUGUAAGAUUGAAAUAUUCAAAGAAUAUUUUAUCAGAUGGAAAGAGUUUUUGAAUUGAAUGGACACUGAGAGAGUUGAGAGCAAGAUACAAAAAACAUAUCUAUGUGUUUCUUGUAAUAAAUGGUACCAGAAUUGUAUAGCUAUCUAUUAUGGAUACAUGUUAACAGGCGGCCAUUUGUGGUAUAGUCACAUGAACCCCACAAGUCAACUGUACAUGUCAUUGAAUUAAAUAAAGGACAUGUAUUGAUUAUAUUAAACAGUAUAUCGGUCCUGUUAAAAACUUAUAGCAUUUGAAAUGCUUCCGCAGCAGUAAUGCAUGUAUAUUGGGAAACUGGGGACAUGUGUGUAUAGGUUAACAAUAAUGGUACAUGCAUAUAGAUAAAGACUUAUCUCAGCUCAGUCAUUUGUCCUCUUACAUUUGAAGAAACAGACAAGCUAGCAGACAGAUUAUAAUCGCUGUUUGUGUUAAAAGAUAAACAUCUUUCCAAAUAAACAUCAAACAGAAAGUCUUAUUAUUUAAAUAUUAUAAAACCAGCUUAUAUAUGUAUGAUUUUUAAGUCCUGGAGUGACAUUUAUGUGAAUUUAUUGAUAUCAGAAAACCCUUGGUUCUGCUUAAAAUUUUAAGGAUUGUCCGGGGUUUGUGAGUUAUGUUUAUAAUAUAUCUCGUGCAGGAAAUGAAUAGAAAAUAGUUUCUAGGUAUAUACACUUUAUAAGUGUGAGGUUUUGAAUCCUAAGAGAACGAAGAAUUUUCUUGUCGAUCCAUGAUCUGCUUGCUGAUAUUGAACUGUCGCAGAUUCCUGCAGAUUACCUUCAUAUGGUAAUGAUCUAGGUUUCUUCUUAUAAUACAGAUUAUAAGCAUAAAAUACAAGGUAUAAUUCGUCUUCAUUUACCUGAAGGUGCUACAGAGUUUCAAACUGACACCGAUGUUACAGAAAUUAAAUUAUGGAAUCCUGUGGAAAAUGUCAAAAUUACCAAGAGUCAUUUCAAGUAUACAAUGAAAAAUCCAACAGUUGGACAUACCAUUCAUUUUCGAAGUAUACAUGCUUUAAUCAACAAGAACACUAUCCAUGGAUUUAAUUGUAAUUCAAAUAAACUUAUUCCUCUUGAAUAUUUAAUUUUUUCAUUGAGAGUGAAAUGAUAGUCGUAUCAGAAAAAGUUAUAAAAAAUGCCUGUAUUUUGAUAAUUAAUGUGAAAAUUGGAUUCUUUUACAGAAAAAAAUAUGUGUAACUGAAUUGGAUUUUUUUAUGAGCCAAAGACCGGAUUUGACAUUCUGUCGUCUGGCCAGUAGAUUUUUAUGAACAAUCAUGAACUCUUAAGUUUGUCACGACCUUUGGCCCUUGGAUUUUUAAAGUAAAUUUGACGGCAAUAAAUCUUUAAGUAUUUACAUGAUAUUUGAAAUAGUAGUGCUUGUGUCCCCUUGGAAAUGAACACCAGAUAUUAUUGAUUUUUGGCACAGAACAGUCUGAAAAUGUUUAUGUGUAUUGUAGAUAGUAUGUAUAUAUACCAUGUUGUUGUAAUAUAUUCAUCGCAAAUUUCUAUUUUUAUAUUCUUACACACCAAACACAUUGAAAAUGAUAUUGUCUCUUUGAUGAUAAAAAAUGUUAUGUACAUAAAUGCUGUAAUUAUUAAUUAUGAUUUCUCCAGUAAAUGAUGUUUGAUAAAAAAUGUUAUGUACAUAAAUGCUGGAAUUAUUGAUUAUGAUUUCUCCAGUAAAUAAUAUUUGAUAAAAUAUGUGAGCUUUGCAAAAAUGAUACUUCAAUUAACAGUUAUGCUUUUAAUUAUCACCUGCAUGGGAUAUUGACGACAGCAUCUUCUUGAUCGGAAGAUACUUUCUGGGAUAUUUACCUCGUAUUUGUGCACCUGCGCAACUUAAUCAAGAAAAACAACAAAAAACCUGUGUAAACAAAUACAAAUUCCCUGUAGUUAUAUUUCAUAAAAAGCCAUUUGGCCAUUUGCACUCUUAGAUUGACGUGGAAAGAUAUUUUUGAAAGCUCACAAACACAGUUUUCAAUCGUUUUUUGUGUUAAAAGAAAAAUAUCAUUCCAAAUCAGUUAUUGUGCUAUUUCUGUGGUCCACUAGUAAUCGCUUGAUCGUUAGUGUGCCAUUUCUGUGGUUCUCUAGUAAUCGCUUGAUCGUUAGUGUGCCAUUUCUGUGGUUCUCUAGUAAUCGCUUGAUCGUUAGUGUGCCAUUUCUGUGGUUCUCUAGUAAUCGCUUGAUCGUUAGUGUGCCAUUUCUGUGGUUCGCUAGUAAUCGCUUGAUCGUUAGUGUGCCAUUUCUGUGGUUCUCUAGUAAUCACUUGAUCGUUAGUGUGCCAUUUCUGUGGUUCGCUAGUAAUCGCUUGAUCGUUAGUGUGCCAUUUCUGUGGUUCGCUAGUAAUCGCUUGAUCGUUAGUGUGCCAUUUCUGUGGUUCGCUAGUAAUCACUUGAUCGUUAGUGUGCCAUUUCUGUAGGUCCUAUAUAGUUUUAAGUGAACAUGUGGUGAACAUUGUAUAUUUCUUGAUUAAAUUUUAAUACUGCGUGAAGUGAUCAGUUUAAUUUUGAAUUAAAAUAAAUGAUGAAAAAAUUCAGUCUUUGAAAAAGAAGGGAAAGUGCAAUGUGAGAGUGCUUAGUGUAUAUUUGUACAUUGAUUUUUGAAAAAUUCAAAUGUGCAAUUCUAUUUAUUUUAAUGAAUAAUUGGGCAUGUAUUCUUACUUAAAAAGAAUACAAAAUUUAAAAUAUUGUUUCUGUGGGCUGCUAGUAUUGAUAAUUUAUUGGGCAUAUAGAGUAUUUAAAAAGAAGUAAGAAAUUUUAUAUUAUUUGAUAAAUGCUUAUCCUUUACAUAGAUGUCCACCAAUUUAAGCAGGUGAUUUUUUUAUAUGUCUAGUUUUAAUUGCUUUGACUUUUGAGUUGGUCAAAUUCAAAUUUUAUAAAGGUUGAGUUUUAAAGUGAUUGAGGUCAAUGUUAAAAUUUGAAGUAAUGUAUCCAAAUAUUGGAGCGCCUUUUUAUCCAUAAAGGAAUAAAGAUAUAGGUGUUUGUGCAUGUUUUUCGUCUGUGAGAGUUACAUGAUGCUAGAUGCAAGUAUGUAUUGAAUUUUAAAAGAUUCUCAGAAUGGGGAUUAGGCUCUGUCCAGGUAACUAGUAUUGCUAUGAAAAAUAAGUUGAUUUCCACCUACUUUGAUAAAAGUGAUGACAUUUUAUUUUAAAGAUUGAUUUUAUACAUUAUUAAGUUGUUUUCAUUGUUUGAUAUAGACAUUUUUGGUUAAGUUGGUCCCGCUGUGUCAGAUAGAUUUGACAUUUGUGUAUAUUAGUAGUGUAAAUAGUCAGUAUCUUCUUAUCAUGUUACACUUUUGCAGAAUGAAUAGUAUUAAAAAUAUUAAAAGAAAACAA
Molecule: messenger RNA, 5132 nt
Organism: Pecten maximus
Lineage: Eukaryota; Metazoa; Mollusca; Bivalvia; Pectinida; Pectinidae
Product: microphthalmia-associated transcription factor-like
Exons: 8
Coding region: 34-1548 (504 amino acids)
Biological process (GO): regulation of transcription by RNA polymerase II
Cellular component (GO): nucleus
Molecular function (GO): DNA-binding transcription factor activity, RNA polymerase II-specific; RNA polymerase II cis-regulatory region sequence-specific DNA binding; protein dimerization activity
Source: RefSeq, a predicted model, not a curated record